Eruca vesicaria subsp. sativa (arugula) is the source of this 2231-nucleotide messenger RNA. The record is from the annotation of a GenBank genome assembly. Lineage: Eukaryota; Viridiplantae; Streptophyta; Magnoliopsida; Brassicales; Brassicaceae.
GAGGAGCGGGCGUCUAUUAAAAGAAAGAAACGGCUUCUUUCUUCCCCUUCUCUGGUACACAAAAAAGUUCAAAUCUCCCAAGAUCACUUCUUUAAAUUGUGUGUUCACAAGUCAAUAGAUUGCCUAUUUUUUUUAACGAUCUUCGUUGCCGUUUGAAGAGGAGAUUCAUAAUGAAUUUUUAACCUUCCUUCAUCGUCGUUUAAGUCUCUCUUAGAUUUUUCAGGAGGGUGUUUUUUGGUGUUGUGUUUGGGAUCUUACAAUAGAUUUUACAUGGAGGGGUGUCUCUUGUUGAUGCCCGUUCUUGAAGAUCUUAUGUUUAAAUUAGAGAGCUAGUUUUUAUUUUCUUAAUAGGAAAUGUCUGUUGCUGAUGUUGCUUUGACCCCAAUUCACAGAGGAUUAGGGUUUUCUUUUGGUCAAAAACAAUCUCACUACUCAGUAAAAUCUCUUUUGAUCUUCAUUACCGUUUCUGGUUCUUCUUCAACCAUGCCUAUGCUCAUCCUCGACUCCGAUUCAAUCUCCGACAUCAAACUCAAGAUCCAGACAUGUAACGGCUUCCGUGUAACAAGACAGAGACUCGUGUUCUGCGGUCGAGAGCUCGCAAGAAACGCCUCACGCGCUAAAGACUACGGAGUCACCGGUAACAGCGUCUUGCAUUUGCUCCUCAAGCUCUACGAUCCUCUCCUCGUCACUGUUGUCACUACCUGCGGUAAGGUCUUUGACUUUCACGUUGAUCGUCGUAGGAACGUUGGGUAUCUCAAGAAACGGAUCUUUAAAGAAGGUAAAGAGUUUCUUGAUGAUGAUCAAGAGAUCUUCUUUAGAGGGGAGAAGCUUGAUGACGACAGAGUCAUCGAUGGGAUUUGUAAAGAUGGAAGGUCUGUGAUCCACUUGAUGGUUAAGAAGACAGUGAAAGAAGAAGCUCUUGUUCAAGAAUUUUUGUUAGAACCUGUUGUUGUCAAUAGGGAUGUGGAGUUACUACCUGAGGUUAUUGAAGAUAUGAUUGACCGCACGGUUGAUGGGUUAAAGAAAGGUAAUUCACCUGUGAGAUCAGCUGAAGGAACGGGUGGGACGUAUUUGAUGCAAGACUCUUCAGGGCUUAACUACGUGUCUGUGUUCAAGCCUAUGGAUGAGGAGCCCAUGGCUGUGAACAAUCCUCAGGAGCUUCCUUUGUCAUCUGACGGUCAGGGUUUAAAGAGAGGGACUAGAGUGGGAGAAGGGGCGAUUAGGGAAGUUGCAGCUUACUUGUUAGAUCAUCCUAAAGGUGGGCCUAGAUCUUUGUGUAAAGAAGUUAUGGGUUUUGCUGGCGUUCCACCAACAGCUAUGGUCAGAAGCUUUCACAAAGUGUAUAACUACCCAAAGGAGGUCAGUAAGGGAAAAGAUGCCAAAGUUGGUUCUUUGCAAAUGUUUAUGAAGAAUGAUGGAAGCUGUGAAGACAUUGGUCCUGGAGCGUUUCCUGUGGAAGAAGUGCAUAAGAUAAGCGUCUUUGACAUAAGAAUGGCGAAUGCAGAUAGACAUGCUGGAAACAUAUUGACCGGGAAAGGAGAAGAUGGUAAAACUGUGCUAAUCCCCAUUGAUCAUGGUUAUUGCUUGCCUGAGAAUUUUGAAGAUUGCACAUUUGAAUGGCUUUAUUGGCCACAAGCAAAAGUCCCGUUUUCUGAAGACACAGUCAACUACAUAAACUCCCUAGACGCUGAACAAGACAUUGCGCUUCUAAAACUCAACGGUUGGGACGUCCCUGAAGCUGUCGCACGCACGCUGCGUAUCUCCACGAUGCUUCUGAAGAAAGGUGUUGAGAGGAACCUAACUGCGUAUCAAAUUGGAAGCAUAAUGUGCAGAGAAACGGUGAACAAAGACUCUGUGAUUGAAGAGAUAGUUAGAGAAGCUCAUUACUCGGUGUUACCUGUAUCAAGCGAGGAUACGUUCCUUGAAGCUGUCUUUAUGGCCAUGGAUUGUCGUCUGGAGGAGCUAACUAAGUAAACUUUUCUAAGUACAUAAGAAAGUUUGUAUUUAUGUAUGUGUGUGUAUGUUUAUGGUUGAAAGAAACGUUGAUAGGCUCUUCGUGGAUAAUUUUUUUCUUCCAUGAAAGAAGCCUUUAAGCUUUUGUGUUUGUUCCCCUAAAAGCUUAAUAAAUAAAACUUUGAGGAUAUAACUAUUGUUCAGUAUAGGAUUCAUGAGCUCCUAUACAUCACAUCAUAUCAAACGUAUUGGUCAAAAACAUAUGGAAACUGUCGGAG